AUGAUUCUCCUUCCUCUUCUGCCUUGUGAUUCUUCUUUUUUUUUCGUCUUCUGCCUUGUGAUUCUUCUUUCGCCUUAUGAUUCUUCCUUAUCUUCUUCCGCCUUAUGUUUCUUCUUCUUCUGCUUCAUGGUUAUUUUGCUACUUUUUUACACAUUUCAUUCUCAUUGUUCAUCCUCAAUUUUAUUCGUUUCCUUCUUUUCCUGCAUUCUUAUAAUUUUUUUCAACUCCUUCUACACUUUUCAUUCCUAUUUUCCGUCCUCAUUUUUAUUCGUUUUCUCCUCCCAAUACACCUCCUCUCUCCACUCUUCUUCUGGUGUUCCUGCUAUUUUAGGAUUUUUUAGCUUCUUCUUCCACACUUUUCAUUCCUAUUUUCCUUCAUCAUUUUCCUCGGUUUCUCCUCCUCCUCCUCUUUUCUGCAUUCUCAUGAUCCUUUUAGCUUAUUCUUCAUUUUCAAUUCCUAUUAUACUUCCUCAUUAUGCUUCUUCUUCUUCUUUUUAG
This is a messenger RNA of Acanthosepion pharaonis, 498 nucleotides long. The record is from the annotation of a GenBank genome assembly. NCBI's taxonomy places the organism in Eukaryota, Metazoa, Mollusca, Cephalopoda, Sepiida, Sepiidae.